UAACUGCUGUUGUUGUUGAGAAUUGUUCCAUUUGCACUUGUAAUCUCCUCCGGAUCAUAGUGAAACCUCGUGGAUGUUGUUUAAUCCAUUUUCACGAGGAAAGGAUGCGCUAAAGAGGCUUUUAGUUUGUAUGAUUGCAUGGAGAGAGCUGGGUUGCGACCAGAUGAUGCUACUUUGAUUAGCAUAUUAGCUGCUUGUGCUGAAUCUGGGUUGUGUAGUUUUAGUUAGGUUCUAAUGGUUUGAUAAGAUAUCGGACGUAAUCAACUCAUUUGACACAGAAAUUUUAAGGUUGAAGAAUAAAUUUUCUGGUCUAUCAACUCAUCUGAAACAAAAAUUUUAUUGUAAGAGUGAAAAAAUGAGGUCGUCGAUGCUUAUUAAGGCCAGGAGUAUGCUCACAAUGUCAGCUGAAAAUUAUAAGUGGCUGGCACCUCCAAGAGACUUCUUGAAAUCUAAUUCAAGUGGUUCAGUGAAGAACCAGGUUGGUACUUCUGCCUAUUUAAUUAGGGACCAUGAUUCCGAGUGGGUAGUCGCUGAAUUUAACCCAAAUCCUAGCAAGACUAAUAGCACAGCAAGUGAAAUGACUGGUAUGGCAAAUUCUCUUAGAAAGUUCAUUGAGCUGAAAAACAUUAAUAGUCCGUUACGAAAGAAACUCGGGGAUAAAAAAUGUGAUUCAAUUGAUAGAGUUGAGGGGGUUAUAAUUGAGAGUGACAACGUAGCAGUCGUGGAAAGCAUCAAUGGAAAUUUUAAUUUUACAUCAGACCUUGAAAAUAAGGCGUUCAAAUUAAGGGAGUUGGUCAAGAAAGUAAAGGAACUGUAUGGCACCUGCAUUGUUAGACAAAUCAAGAGUGAGGUUAACGGAGUCGCACAGAUAUUGUCCCAAAUGGCAUUGAACAAAGACAGGACCACAUUGGCCAAAAUGGGGUUGGACAGGGACAAGACGUUUAUCAACAUUGGAGACCUUCCUAAGGAUUUCCAAGAACCUGUCUGCGGAAAGAAUGGAGUUGGAUAAGGAGGGGUUUGAAUAUCCUCCCGGUACGAAAGCGAAGAGGAAAGUGAUGAAGUGGUGAUACCAUCAGCAACAAUGGCGAAGAGCACUCAUUUAUUAGGAAGUAGUCUUUGAGUUUUAUCCGCCAUCAAAGACUGUAUCCAGUUAAUCAAUUCUUCUUCUUCUUUUCAGAGGCCGGAUUCUGUUUCUGCAUGCUAAUUUGACUUGUACGGAUAUAAAAAUGGUAUGUUUUCCUCUUGUCAUGAAAAGAACUAGAUAAUGCUUAUCUUGUGACUAAAUUUCGAUGAUAACUGGAAAUUUUGAAAAAUGAAGAAAAUGAGAAAA
Papaver somniferum (opium poppy) is the source of this 1330-nucleotide messenger RNA. RefSeq lists its product as uncharacterized. Gene Ontology annotation, molecular function: nucleic acid binding. The transcript is spliced from 5 exons. The record is from RefSeq and is a predicted model, not a curated record. The coding region runs from base 356 to 1009 and encodes 217 amino acids. Lineage: Eukaryota; Viridiplantae; Streptophyta; Magnoliopsida; Ranunculales; Papaveraceae.